Molecule: messenger RNA, 264 nt
Organism: Prorocentrum cordatum
Lineage: Eukaryota; Dinophyceae; Prorocentrales; Prorocentraceae
Source: the annotation of a GenBank genome assembly
AUGGAGGAGGCGGGCGCGGCCGAGCUGCUCGAGUCGAUGGUCAACCCCGACACUAUCCCCUUCCCCAUGGGAGCUACCAUACGCCACUCCUACCACACCACGCUGGAGAACUCCGUCGCACACUGCACCAUCACGGCUAACGAGGGCGACGAGGUCAGUUACAACCAGGCCCUCGACAUCCAAAAGGAGAUCACCACGGCCAAGGACUCCGCCUGCAAGUUCCUUGACAAGCCCAACGACUACGUCAACCAACUACGCCCAUAA